AUGGAUUUUUUGGGUAAGAUUGAGAUGAAGAACCCAGAAGUUACUCUCACAGUUUUUGAGGAGUAUGAGAGUGGCCAAGCACCUGAUGGUGAACUGCACAAGGAUGGGGAAUUCACCCAAGUCUACUUCGGCAGGUUGGUCGUACAUGGAACUGCAUGCUCACUGAUGGGAACCUUCGACAUUAAGAAAUGCCAGUACUUUGGAAACACCAGCAUGGAGGCAGAGAUUUCCCUCUUGAUGGCGAAUCAGACACUAGCAUCCCCUGGAAAAUUGAUCUAUGACCCAUUCAUUGGCACUGGUAGCAUGGCAUAUACUACAGCUUACUUCGGUGCUUUUGUCUAUGGUUCAGACAUCAACCGGAGACAGAUGCGUGGAAAGGGCAUGUAA
Molecule: messenger RNA, 387 nt
Organism: Suillus fuscotomentosus
Lineage: Eukaryota; Fungi; Basidiomycota; Agaricomycetes; Boletales; Suillaceae
Exons: 5
Coding region: 1-387 (128 amino acids)
Cellular component (GO): cytoplasm
Source: RefSeq, a predicted model, not a curated record